Molecule: messenger RNA, 6921 nt
Organism: Aureobasidium pullulans EXF-150
Lineage: Eukaryota; Fungi; Ascomycota; Dothideomycetes; Dothideales; Saccotheciaceae
Exons: 1
Coding region: 1-6921 (2306 amino acids)
Cellular component (GO): cytoskeleton
Source: RefSeq, a predicted model, not a curated record
AUGUGCAUAGGUCGAAACGACACGGCUACUUCUCCUGCAACCACCUUCGCUACUCCCGCCGCCAGCCCUUAUCGUCGCAGCAGGUCUGAACAUGGUCUUUCUGCUCUAGUGGGCUCUCCAUCAAGACAGACGCGGACCGCUCCCCAAGGGCAUCGGUCGAGACGGUCCCUCAGCCCUGAGCCUUCAGCUCUUGCUCCUCAGCUUGUCUUCGAGACUCCCUCAUCUGGCUCGCAUCGCUCUGUGCGUGAAGAGAUUCUUUCCACCACCGACGCUCCGUCUGUCUAUUACACUGCUAGUUGGGGCUCGCCGUACCAGCGUCCCACUCAGGAUCCCACCGUGCCCAGCGUCGAGAGCACUCCGGUCGCUUCGCAGAGACAGACCACAAGCGAGAGUCCCUCUCCAAGCAUAUCAUUCGGCCUCGAACAUCUCGUUCCAUCCAGAGUCGCUGUUCAAGGACGCGACUUUAGCCCUUCCUUUGGUCUCGACCAUUUGUUACCGUCCCGCAUACCUAUUCAGCAUCACAUAGCUAGCCCUGUCACGACAGAAAGAUUGGCCCUUCAGGAAGAUACUACACAAACAGUUGCGCAAAGGCCGUCUCGUCAUACUAUUACACGUCGCCUGACUGAGGAUUGGGUGCAUCAGUAUACGACUGGCAAGUGGCGCUCAGAAAGAGGAAACUGGUUGAGCGACGAUUCUGGUGGUAGUAACUCGGGUUCCGACGAAGAGGAGGAGUUCAAGACACCCAUACCUUUCACUUGGUUUUCUGGCCGACACCGUCGUAAGAACACUUCUGCAAGUCCUUUCUUUGAGAGACAGCAAAGACCAGUAUCCCACGAUUCUUUCAGAAGAGGUCACAAAUCUAGAGAGAGCAAUUUGACUCUGAAGCAGGAAGAUUUUUGGCAAUUUACUCGCCAGCUAGACGAACCUGAUAUGUCGCUGUUUACCUCUAAAUGGGCUUCGCCCUCAAAGGAGAAGCCUCUACCUCCGCCGCCUGUCCCAUCAGACGAUACUAAAUCUGUUGGACACAGCCCUCAGAAGAAUGGUCAAUUACCGCCAUUGCCUUCACCACCGAACUCAGACUCCCAACGCCCGACACCGCCACCGCGACCGAGGACCAAGUUGGCUUGGAGAGGAAAGGCUUGUUGGAUUGCUCUGCCAUCUAUGGCCCCCGAAGCCUGCGGAGGUAACAAGCCGCUAAGCCCAGCUCAAACACAAUCGCGAUUAAAACAAUUUGAAGAGGCCGGCUACAAUGUGGAUGGCUUCGAUCUACAACCAUGGGCAUAUCACGACUCGAUCGUAUCUCAGAGCAGCGGUCAAUACCCGGACGAUUCAGAUGACGUUAUAAAGCGCCAGCAAAAAGAUUACAAAGUCUUCGUACCCAACCCACAGACCUGGAAGUCAUAUGUUGACGAUCUGAUGGAGCAAAAACUGCGUGCAUUGGGUGUAAGUCUGGGUGACGAUCUUGCUCCUGCUCAACCUCCACCAAUGUCUCGUCAAUCUUCUGGUCAUUAUCAAUCUGUUUCGCCCAAUAUGAUGCACGCUACCAUGGCUGGAGGAUCUCAUCGUUCCACGCCUUCGCUAGCCCAUUUCCCCACCCCUGGGCACUCUUACUCAGCAUCUGUCGCUUCGCCUCUCUCCAUGCCUGGCGAUCCCAGAGGACACGCACAUAGACACUCUGUAUUCGGCAUGCCAGGAAUGCCAUUUGGAUUCCCCAAUCAGCAGAACCAACCCAAUGGCUUGCCUGCAUUCUCUCCUUCGACAAACUUCAACAUGAACGCACUUCCUAGAGGAGGGUCACCCGCGCUUGAGAGACUGAAGAGCGAAGGGCCCCCAGCAAAAUCUCCCAUCUCACCGUAUGGUAUGCCAUCUCCAUUUGCCCGAAGCCCGCAGCCACAGCCCGGCGACUGGCCUGGGCAGGCUCAUCUCAGGCAUCAAUCUGUAUACUCGAGCUUCUCACCUCAACCUCAAGCUCAGAGGAGCAUCACCCCAACUCUCACUCCUGGUGCCGCAAUGCGCCCAAUUCCAUCUUUGGCCGAAGUUCCUGAAGACGAAGAAGAGCCCAUGCAAGAUUACUUUGCGGGUGCCACACCACGACGCCAAACGCGCAAGGAAGUCGAGCUUGCCCAUCCCAGCCCGCGACACAAUCGGAACAUCAGCGAUGCUCUUGAAAGAGAGAUCCAGGGAUCCGACUACCAUCUGGAAAAAGCUUUCGAACGCCAGCUCCAAGACGACGAAGAUGAAGCGAAUAAUAGUUUUGUUAGCCAAAAUUCUAGUGGCAGUGCUUAUGUGCCUCCUGGCAAGCGAAAUGCUCUCGGUCCUGGAAUGAAUGGUUUCGCUGGCCGCAAAGAUUCACCCAGCUUUACCAAUGGCCAAAUCAAAUCCAAUGUUGGGAUGCCCGCAAACGGCAAUCUUGCAAACGCUGGUUUGGCCGGCGCUCUGCAGAACAAAGCUACCAACAAGGUCAAGGGGCAUGUGUCGAGGCUCAGUGUUGCAGCGCCCGAGUUCAAGUUCCAACCAGGCUCUUCGUUCCAGCCCACUUUGCCUAGCCUUCCAGGUCUAUCGAACUUUGGUCCUCCCAUCCAGAACCAUGCUGGAAACCAGUCUAAUGGGGAAAUGGAUGUUGCAGCCAACGCUUUCCAACCAUCAGCAUUCGGCAUCAUGCCAUCGUCUGACUUCAACUUCGCCUCGUCGUUCCCCUUCAACCCUGUCGUGCCUGCUCAACAUCCUGUUGUAUACCAUGCUCCCAUUCAGCCUGCUGCUCCAAGCAUCUUUGGCGAUGUAACCAUCCCGGAUGCGACACAGCCAGCAAGAAGAUCAAAGGCUGUGGUCAUUACCCAACCCAAAUCUUCACCUGUAAAGGAGGAGCCUGAGGCAGAAGAUGAGGAUGGCCGCGUGGCCCAGAGCGAAGAACGACAAAAAAGGGCCCGCGUUGCUCAGAAUGAUGGUGAUGAUGUGCCUCUCUUUGCAGAGCGCCCUUCAUCCUCUGCUCGAACAGUCGUUGAAGAGACAUCCGUUCCACAGAAGGAGACCGCUUUCGUCCCUCCCGAACCACCACAAACCAAUGGGGCUGGAAGCGCAACUUCUGUUGAGACUAUUGAGCCUGCAGUUACCCAGAAGCAUAAUGCUAAAACUUCUGCCAACAUUGCAUCAACGCAAGACUUCGAGACGUUGGCUAAACUUCCUACUGAACAGAACGAGCAAGGUCAUAAGAAAAAUUCGAGCUCUCUCUCUGCGCUUGCCAAACCUUUCGAGUUCAAGCCGCAAGGAUCGAUGUCAAGCAACCAACCACUCGAGUCUCUUCUCCGUAGUCCGGAUCCGAACAAGACGAAGCCUGACUUCAGCCCUUCGCGCGUCUUCUCGCGUACCUCAGAAAAGACACAAGCAUCUGUAGAAGAUCUUGAUUAUGCUCCUUCGCCAGAACCUCAAAAGCAUGCACCUUAUCCUACCGAUGAUAACGAAGAAGCUCGAUUCCCCGAGCCAACCUUUGACGAGAUUGAUGCUGUCAUGCAACAGCUCAACGAUGACGAUGAAUUCGACCAGAUCCAGCAGGAAUUUGCCUCCGAGGUUGCAAGCCCUGAUGCAAGUGUCAUCCAUCACAGCCCGAGACGUGAUGAUCGCGAUCGCUCAAUUUCUCCCCUCCCAGCGCUUUCGAGAGAGCAAGUUAAGAUUCGUCCUGCUCGUAUCAAUCGCCUCAACCGUGGUGAGGAUGUGCCCUUGAGCGAGUGGUCUGAUGACCUCUCUGUCGAUGAGGCAAGCAAGCUGCGCACACGUAGUAACUUCUUUGACGACAGAGUUGACCAGAUUGUCGGCGGCGUGAUUGACCAUCGUUUGGCGCCUCUUGAGAAGAGCCUGCAGAUGAUCCACCGCGCAGUAAGCACUAUCAUGACUCGCGAGUCACGACCAUCGACAAACCGUGCUCUCUCUGUAGAUGAAAGCGAUGCUGAUGACGAGGAUGAAACACUUGAUGACAGACAGAACUUCCGCUCACUGUCGCGUGCACAGGAAAGGAAGGCAAGCCAGAUCAAGGCUGCUGUGCUCGAAGCUUUGGCAUCUCAAAAGGCAAACGGCUCUCAUUUCUCAUAUGCAUCCGAGAUUCACAAUGCACUCAUGGAUAUGAACACCACCAUCGCUCGCAUCGCAUCGGCAAACCUCGACAUUGACGAUGUCAAGCAUGUUGUAGACGAGUCAUUGCAUCGUAUGGGCCAAAAUUUGAGUCCUACCGCACCCGCAGAAGAUCCAGAGGUCACUCAUAGGCACAGACGGGAGGUUUCUGAGCUUAACAAUAGACUGAACAAGACUUUGGCCGACGCACUCGAAGAAGCGAACCAACGUCGCACGAUUGAAGAGCGUGAGGCUGACACACGUCGCCUACUUCGCCUUGCUGAAGAGGAGCUCUCUCUUCUUCGCAAGACUGUGGGCGACAAGGAGCAGCGUAUUCAUUCACUGGAGAAUCAGCGUGAAGAACUCGAGAUCCGCGUCGAUGCUGCUGAAGUUAUUCAAGCGCGUGAUCGGAAGCAGCUGUCAGACCUCGAAGCGGAAAACUCUGCACUUGAGUCUACCCUCGAAGAAUACCGUCUCUCCAGCACCAAAUGGAGAAACGAGGUUGACGAUGUCGCUGGCGAAAAUGAAGGCCUCAAAGCAGGUGCCCUUGAUCUCAAGGCUCAGCUUGAGUUAUCUCGCGAUGCAAACGGAAUGGCUCAGCAGCAAGUUGAGAAUGCAGCCAUUGAGAACGCAGCUCUCAAGACCAGCAUUGCUGAGCUUUUGGUCCAGCUAGAUGAGUCUAACGCGAUCGGCAAACAAGCACGCCAGGCUGCUGACGACGCAGCAAUUGAGGCCACGGCCAUCAAGGCUAGUGCGGCAGAACUCAUGGUCCAGCUGGAAGAAUCUCAUGCCUCUAUGAAGCACGAAAAGCAGAUCGCUGAUGAUUAUGCACUGGAAAAUACCGCCCUAAAAGCCAGCGUGACCAGCUUAGUUGCCGAACUUGAGGAGGCUCGUUUGUCUACCAAGAAGUGGAAGCAAGAGGCCGAAGUCGCUGCCCGUGACAACAUGAAUCUCCAGGAUAACAUGUCUGACCUAAAGAACCAGAUUGCAGACGGCCUCAACAUCCGUGAGAACAUGCGUAGCAAGCUUGAUAAGAUCCACCACGGUAUGAUAUCAGCUGCUGAGCAAUUGGCCAACGAGAAGGCAAUCUGGCAGAACCGCAAUGAAGAGCUUCAAAAGAGAUAUGUUGUCCUGCAAGCACGUCUUGAAGGCGAAGUCAGCAUCAGACGCAGUAUGGAAGAAGAAGUGCAGAGCUUGCGCACUCAGCUGCAUGAGGCAGUCACCACCAAGAUUCAGCUCGAACAGAUGCAAAGAUCUACCACACUUCACGAGGAGACUUUGAGAACUCUCAGAGAGAAUCUCACUGCAGAGCAGACACUGAGCGCUCGCUUGCAGCGUGAUCUCCACGAAGCCAGAGAGUCUGGACGAGCCGAAGUCCAACGCACUCAGAUGAUUAUGCAGUCCAGUAUCGAGGCUGCUGAGAGUCAAGCCAACAUCAUCCGUGCCAGCUUGGAACACGAGAUCAUGCUCGCCAAGAAUGAGAUCGACAACAUCAAGAUGGUAUCGGAUGCUGCUCGGGAGAGACACGAGCGUUCGCUCGAGCAGGAGGCUGACCUCAGACGUGAUGCUCUUCGCAAGGUCAACGAGACCAGUAGUUCUGCCUUGAACGACUUGCGUGAGAAGCAUGCAGAAGAGAUUCGAUACCUCAAGUCGCAGUAUGAGAGAAGCGUCGCCAAUGCCUACGAGGACAAGCAGCGCUCAGCAGUACACUUCAAUGACCGUCUUGAGCUGUCAAACGAUCAAGUCCUACAUUUGCGCGACAAGGUUGCUCAUUUGGAGGAACGUUUGGUAGUGACUAAGUCUGCCGCGCAAGCGGCUGUUUCUGCUGCCCAGGCCGCAAAAUCUACUCCGGCAACCACUCCCAUGCCCACCUCCAUCUCGCGUGAGGAGCCUGGUAAGGUUUCCCCUCAAGCUCUCCGUGAGUCUAUAUUGGUCCUGCAAGAGCAGCUCCAAGAACGCGAGACUCGCAUCGAACGCCUGCAGAGCGAGCUUUCGAACGUGGACACCACGGCACCUUCCAAGCUCAAGGAGAAGGAGGUCGAAAUUUCCUGGUUGCGCGAACUCUUGUCUGUCCGUAACGAAGACCUCAACCAGUUGAUCGACACAUUGUCAAAGUCCGACUACGACAGAGAUGCAGUCCGCGACUUCGCCAUUCGCAUCCGCGCCAAUCUUCAAAUGGAGCAGCAAGAGAAAGAGCGACUCAUCAAUGCCGGCCCCUCUUUGACCGGUCAAGCAUUGGCCAACCUGACCAACUUUGCUUCUCCCAAAGCAGUGUCUUUGGCCGCAGCAUUCGGCAACUGGCGCAAGAGUAGAGAGACCUCGCGUCCUGCUUCUGCCCCCAAAGCUCCUGUAAGGGCUACCGCUAGAUCAUCUGCUGCUGCUGCUGCCCGUCUAGCCAAUGGUCGCACACAAACACCUUCGAAGCCAUCGCCUCUUCCCUCGCCUUCAAUCUUGUCUGGCCUCAUGACUCCUCCUGCCACAAGCCUUCGCCGCACACCGAGCCCUGCUGAAGGAUCAGAUGGAUCUCAACGUUCGGGCCUCAACUACUCUCGUGAUGCCCAGCAGACCAACGGAGAAACCAAGAUGAGCUACUUUGACACAAAGACUGAUGAGCAGGGUCAAGAAAGUCCCAUGGUGUUCAGACGCCAGAGUUAUGAUGAAGACGCCCAACUUGGUGACGUGGAUACUGGUAUCGGAGCACAUGAGGAGGAGGAAGAACAAGGCGCCACGGCUCCGGAAGAUGUUGCACAGGGUCCUCGCGAUCAAACACCCGAGGAACUAGUUGGCAGAAGUCUUGCUGAUGAGCUUGAGGCCAUGUAA